AAGAGUUAAUGUAUGGUGCAGGGAACACGUGUUGCUGCAGGGCAAUAAGAAGGCAGGAGCAGGAGAGAGGGUUGGAAAGCAUCUGGACUCAUCCCACCUAGCAAGGCUUUGGACCACAGUCGGCAACAUGAGAAACCAAAUAGACCUGCUGGCCACUGUCACAGUUUUGGGAGUCCUGGAGCAAGCCUAUUUUGUGCUGCAGGUGAUCAAUGCCCGACGGAAGCACAAGAUCCCCCCUCCUGAGACAAGAGGUCACCCUGAAUUUGAGCGGAUCUUCAGAGCUCAGGUGAAUUGCUCGGAGUACUUCCCAAUCUUCCUUUCGCUCCUCUGGGUUGCUGGAAUCUUCUUCCAUCAAGGUGUGGCUGCGCUCUGUGGGCUGCUCUACCUCUACACCCGCCUCAGGUACUUCCAGGGAUACACCGUGGCUGCACAGGAACGGCUGGGGCCUCUCUAUGCCAGUGCCCGGCUGCUCUGGCUGCUGCUGGGGCUGGCGGUGGCCGGGCUCCUGGCACAUUUCCUGCUGCCCCACUCCUCCGCAUGGAUGGCUGUGCUGCCAUGGCCCCUCCAGCUGCUGGCUGCCCGGUGAGCAGGACCUCAGCCCUCCCAAAUCCACCGCUGGGUGGAG
This is a messenger RNA of Apus apus (common swift), 625 nucleotides long. RefSeq names its product leukotriene C4 synthase-like. The record is from RefSeq and is a predicted model, not a curated record. Lineage: Eukaryota; Metazoa; Chordata; Aves; Apodiformes; Apodidae. Gene Ontology annotation, biological process: leukotriene biosynthetic process. The coding region runs from base 128 to 586 and encodes 152 amino acids. Gene Ontology annotation, molecular function: leukotriene-C4 synthase activity; glutathione transferase activity; glutathione peroxidase activity. Gene Ontology annotation, cellular component: nuclear envelope; membrane; endoplasmic reticulum. The transcript has 5 exons.